AAGUAGUAGCCCAAGUGCCCAACUACUAUUAGAUUCCCAAUUCUCAAUAGAAUCACACUUUUCCAAUUGCCUUUUAACAUAUUUCCCUCUUCUCUUAGAAGAAAAAGAAGAGAGUAUAUAAUAGUAGAAGAAAAGAAGCAAAAAAUCUGGAGAAAAAUUGAACAGAAAUGUCAGAACCAGAAGAAAAAAUAACUUCAAAAAAUCCCCGACCGAAGUCAAAGGAGUUUUCUUCUCCGCCGCCGCAACAACCACCGCACACGGCGAUGGAGAAAGAAUCAACGACGAUGAUGAUGGAUCUCGAUAUCGAUGCUUCCUGGUCGUUUGAUCAGAUUUUCGCUGCAGCAGCGGCUGUUUCGUCUAAUCCUACGUCGCCAUUUUUGCCUUGUUCUCCUCUUUGGGGAUUUUCCGAUGAUAUCGAGGAAAAACCUGCCGGAAAUUCAUUCUCCGGUGCUCUCCGUUUCUCCGGUCACCCUAGAUUUGGUGCUACUUAUACUGAUGAUCCCGAGGCUACAACUGAAACUGUCUCUGUCAACGCUGAUAAAGGACGACUUCCUUCACCAGUUUUGGAGCUAGCACCUAGAGAUUAUCCAAAUGGGUCUUGUAUAAUCAAGGAGAGGAUGACACAAGCACUCCGAUACUUCAAGGAAUCGACGGGAGAGCGAGUUUUAGCUCAGGUUUGGGCACCUGUAAAGGACGCUGGUCGGUAUGUACUGACAACUUCAGGGCAGCCCUUUGUUCUUGAUCCAGAUUGUAAUGGGCUUCAUCAGUAUCGAACAGUUUCUCUGAUGUAUAUGUUUGCUGCGGAUGGAGAGACUGGUGGAGUUCUUGGACUUCCGGGCCGUGUCUUUCGCCUGAAGUUGCCUGAAUGGACACCAAACGUGCAAUAUUACUCCAGUAAAGAGUUCCCUCGUCUUGAUCAUGCUCUGCAUUACAAUGUUCGAGGAACUUUAGCGCUGCCUGUAUUUGAACCAUCUGGACAAUCUUGUCUUGGUGUACUGGAGCUCAUAAUGACCUCCCAGAAGAUCAACUAUGCUGCCGAGGUGGAUAAAGUAUGCAAAGCACUCGAGACUGUGAAUUUGAAAAGUUCGGAGAUAUUGGACCACCCAAACACUCAGGUAUAUGUGAUGGGGUAUAUGAACCAGAUUUGCAAUGAAGGCCGGCAGAAUGCAUUAGUUGAAAUCUUGGAGAUACUAACUGCAGUAUGUGAAACUUACCAAUUGCCUCUGGCUCAGACAUGGGUUCCGUGCAGGCAUCGCAGUGUUCUGGCUGAUGGCGGUGGGUUGAAAAAGAGCUGUAGUAGCUUUGAUGGAAGCUGCAUGGGGCAGAUCUGUAUGUCCACAACGGACGUAGCAUUUUAUGUGGUUGAUGCUCACAUGUGGGGUUUUCGUGAGGCCUGUGCAGAACAUCACUUGCAAAAGGGACAGGGAGUUGCUGGAAGAGCAUAUGCUUCACAAAAAUCAUGCUUUUGUGAAGAUAUUACACAAUUUUGCAAAACUGAGUAUCCCUUGGUACAUUAUGCGCGCUUGUUCGGGUUGACCAGUUGUUUUGCAAUCUGCUUACGGAGCAGUCACACCGGCAAUGAUGAUUAUAUUCUGGAAUUUUUUCUACCACCGAACUCGGGGGAUUACAGCGAUCAGCAGGCUUUGCUUAACUCGCUCUUAUUGACAAUGAAGCAGCACUUCAGGAGUCUCAGCAUUGCUUCUGGAGGGGAACUUGAGCAUGACUGGAGCUCAGUUGAGAUAAUUAAGGCUUCCAUCGAAGAGAAAAUUGAUGCGAAGCCUGAAUCUGUAUCAGCACCGAAAUCUCUUCCUCAGCCUACUCGUUUACCAAAUGGAUGGACAAAUCUUGAUCCAUUGGGAGAGCAGCAGUUUUCAGUGGAAUCUGAUGUUGCAAAGGGUGCAGGGAGCAAAUGUGGUACAGGUGAAGCCCCUAACCACGUAUCCCCCUCUGACAAUAAACCGACGGGAAAGAAAUCAGAGAGAAAACGUGGAAAAGCUGAGAAAACAAUAAGCUUAGAGGUUUUGCAACAGUAUUUUGCUGGAAGUCUUAAGGAUGCUGCUAAGAGUCUUGGUGUUUGCCCUACCACAAUGAAACGCAUAUGUAGGCAGCAUGGAAUCUCUAGAUGGCCAUCUCGCAAGAUAAAUAAGGUCAACCGUUCACUUUCAAAGCUAAAAUGUGUAAUUGAAUCUGUUCAAGGAACCGAAGGUGCAUUUACUCUUACCUCACUGGCACCAAAUUCCUUUCCUGCUGCUGUUGGGUCUAUUUCUUGGCCUGCCUGCGCUAGUGGUUCCAAUCUACCAAGUUCACCAUUAUCUAAACCUUCAGUAUUUCCUGAGGAGAAGAAUGAGUUCUCCAACCAUGGAACACCAGAAAGUCAUGAAGAAGCUGAACCCUCAAAUCAAAUGCUAGGAGGAAGGGUAACCAGGAAGGAGGAAUUCACUCCGCAGAAUGGCUUUCUAUAUGCUGAAGGCUCACAUAAGUCCAGAACAGGGAGUGUCUCAAGAGAAGAGAGCGCAGGGACACCUACGUCCCAGGGUUCAUGCCAAGGCAGUCCUUCCGCUGGAAAUGAAUUCUCCCCUCAGAACGAUCUGGUUAAUUCACCAGCACGUGAGGCAUGCAUGAAAGCNAGCGCAGGGACACCUACAUCCCAGGGUUCAUGCCAAGGCAGUCCUUCCGCUGGAAAUGAAUUCUCCCCUCAGAACGACCUGGUUAAUUCACCAGCACAUGAGGCAUGCAUGAAAGUGGGAGGCUCUCUGGAAGCAGCUCAUCAAACCACAACAGAAAAUAACUUAGCCGCUGCAUUCCUAAUACCUAGGCCUUUUAUUCCAGAACGUGCUCAGGAGCCGUUUGGGGGAAUGCUUGUCGAGGAUGCAGGCAGCUCUCAUGAUCUGAGAAAUCUUUGUUCAGCUGGAGAAGCUCAGGUUGAUGAACGUGUCCCAGAAUACAGUUUGCCAAACCCACCAUUUUCUGAUGCAAUUGCCAAGGACCCUGUUUAUGUUCCUGCUGACACGACGCCACAGUAUUCUGCCUGGCCUGAAGUGACAUUCGUUACAAUAAAAGCAGCAUAUAGGGAAGAUAUCAUAAGAUUUCGGCUUUGUUUAAAUUCUGGUAUAGUUAAGUUGAAGGAAGAAGUAGCAAAAAGGCUUAAGUUAGAGCUGGGAACAUUCGACAUCAAGUAUCUAGAUGAUGAUCUUGAGGUAGUUUCAAUUUCUUGUGAUGCAGAUUUGCAGGAAUGUGUCGAUAUCUCAUUAUCAUCUGGCAGCAGUAUUGUCAGGUUGUUAGUUCAUGAUAUUAUGUCCAACCUAGGGAGCUCAUGUGAGAGCUCAGGUAAAUGAUAGUAAGAAUUAGGCUGUAAAUACAUAAAAUUAGUCAAACCAUUCUUGUAGUAGGAUCUUGUCCACAAUGUGUAAAAUUGGCAUAUUGUCUAAAAUUGUAACAAGUUUCCAAUUGUAUCAAGCCUCUGAGGAAACUAGUUUUUUUUCUUCUUGUUU
This is a messenger RNA of Nicotiana tabacum (common tobacco), 3491 nucleotides long. RefSeq names its product protein NLP6-like. Gene Ontology annotation, molecular function: protein binding; DNA-binding transcription factor activity. The record is from RefSeq and is a predicted model, not a curated record. Lineage: Eukaryota; Viridiplantae; Streptophyta; Magnoliopsida; Solanales; Solanaceae.